This is a messenger RNA of Zygotorulaspora mrakii, 933 nucleotides long. RefSeq names its product DUF5315 domain-containing protein. Bases 1 to 933 code for a protein of 310 amino acids. The record is from RefSeq and is a predicted model, not a curated record. Lineage: Eukaryota; Fungi; Ascomycota; Saccharomycetes; Saccharomycetales; Saccharomycetaceae. The transcript has a single exon.
AUGUCAGAAAUUCCGGGUCUUAGUUAUACUGCCACAAACAAUGAAGAUGAAGAGCAUGAUGGCGAGUCUUUUAUAAACAUUCCCAGAACGAUACCUUCUACCAACACCAAUUAUAACAAUGCUUAUUUGAAAAGAUCUGAUGCCACAGAUAAAAAUGGCGGAGGUGAUGCAAAAGUAAGUGAGACGGCAUGGGGUGCCAACCGAAGCCAUAUAUUUAACUUUGAGCCUAGUACACCACCUGCACAAUCAGUUCGAGAGUUUGCCAAAACUCAUCCCGAACAAUUCUACUCUACUAUCGAAGACGAGGAUGAAGAAAAGGACGGCAACGAGCAGACGGGAGAGGACCGUCAAAAUGUGCAAGGCGAAAUGCGAGAGGACAUUCAAGAUAACUAUUAUAAUGAUCAUGAUGAUGAAGCUGAUGAUGCAGAUGAUGCUGAGAACGAUGAUGAGUUUGAUUCCUUCGCUGAAAGCAAGGGGGACUCAGAGAUACAUGGGACGGAUCACUACGGUAAAUUAGAGACACAUCCCAAGACAGAUAACCAGGACACUCUGUGGACCGAAAUCGAUGCCUUGGAUGACGUUAAAAAUUUAGCGCAAACAAUAGAUCUCUAUGAAGGGUUUCCAUUGGGCUUUGAAGAUCAACUGCAAAAGAUCAGAGAAUCGCAUGCACAAGUGCUACGUGCUAUGAGGGACAGAAACGCAAGAAUUGAGGAAGAGAAACGACAUGAGAUUACUAGCAAAUCAGAUUCACAGAAUUCCGGGGGACUACCGAAUGCUAAUGCAAAUACCAGCAUGAGUCGUGUUGCCAGCAAUGCAACUGGCAAGCCUGAUAGAAACAUUAAGCAUGACACUUCAGGACCAACCGUACUUCCCGACGAGGACAAGUAUAUUCAGGAGAUGAUUGAUUCUAUCAAGGCUCUGCGAACUUCGUGA